Molecule: messenger RNA, 2110 nt
Organism: Seriola dumerili (greater amberjack)
Lineage: Eukaryota; Metazoa; Chordata; Actinopteri; Carangiformes; Carangidae
Gene: pycr1b
Product: pyrroline-5-carboxylate reductase 1, mitochondrial-like
Exons: 9
Coding region: 172-1146 (324 amino acids)
Biological process (GO): L-proline biosynthetic process
Molecular function (GO): pyrroline-5-carboxylate reductase activity
Source: RefSeq, a predicted model, not a curated record
CCUCGCUGGGGCUGAGUAAAAGGGAAGCCACGUUGACACAAAAAGUGGUGUUUUAUGUUAUUUUUCCGACGCCGACAAGUGACGGACACGUCGUCAACUUACAUCUGACAAUUCAGGAACCUCAACUGUAACAUUUAGGGAAAGGACAGAGAAGCCACAUCAUCUGACAGGAUGAGUGUUGGAUUCAUUGGAGCAGGCCAGCUGGCUCAUGCACUGGUGAAAGGGUUCACAGCUGCAGGUGUGAUUGCUACACACAGGAUUACAGCCAGCUCCCCAGACACAGACCUGCCGACUGUGUCGGGGCUGAGGAAAAUGGGGGUGAACCUGACAACUAGCAAUAAAGAGACUGUCAAUAAGAGUGAUGUGCUCUUCCUGGCUGUGAAACCCCACAUCAUCCCCUUUGUUCUGGAUGAGAUUGGGCCAGACAUUGAGGACCGUCAUCUCAUAGUGUCCUGUGCUGCAGGUGUAACCAUCAGCUCCAUAGAGAAGAAGCUGCUUCAGUACCGUACAGCCCCUAAGGUCAUGAGGUGUAUGACAAAUACUCCGGUGGUGGUGAGAGAGGGAGCUACAGUGUACGCCACUGGGACACAUGCAGAGGUGGAGGAUGGCAAGUUACUGGAGCAGCUGAUGGCUAGUGUAGGUUAUUGCACUGAGGUGGAGGAGGACCUCAUUGAUGCCGUCACCGGGCUGAGUGGCAGUGGACCGGCAUAUGCGUUCACAGCGGUGGAUGCUCUCGCAGAUGGAGGAGUGAAGAUGGGUCUGCCCAGGAGACUGGCUGUCAGACUUGGAGCUCAGGCCCUACUGGGAGCUGCUAAGAUGUUGCUCGACUCAGAGCAGCACCCCGGCCAGCUGAAGGACAACGUGUGCUCACCAGGGGGUGCCACCAUCCACGCACUGCAUGUCCUGGAGAGUGGUGGCUUUCGCAGCCUCUUGAUCAACGCAGUGGAGGCUUCAUGCAUCAGGACACGGGAGCUGCAAUUCCUGGCAGACCAAGAGCGUAUUUCUCCAGCAGCCAUUAAGAAAACCACAUUGGACAAGGUGCUCCAGCAACCUGGAGUCACAGUCAGCGGAGUGGCUAAUGGGAACGGUAGAUCGGGGCUCAACCUGUUCAACAAUCGCAGCCCAGGGAUCAAGAAGAAGAACUGAGGACACAGUGGGGCAGGCACACACACAAACAUGUUACAGGUUCAAGUGUACUACAUGUACACAUGUGGACAUACAUACAUCUUAAACUAUUCAGCCAUAGAAAUUACAAAACGGACUCGGGACUGGUCUGAGAUCACAUCCAAAUUACUUUGCCAAAAUUAUUUAUUCAUACUUGAAUAACACGCGGACAGUGGACGUGAUGGUGUCACCACCACCUUACACACAAGCACAGGUGCAUUCCGGGUGCAUUGCUCACAGUUAUAGCCUUAUGUUGUGAUGCAGACUGUCUACAAAUACACAAAUCCAGAUACACACUGAAGAGCAAGAGUGCAUUUACAAUCUGUUGUCUAUCUGUUUGGGCUCUAGACUAUGUAGAGCUGUUGAACAGUAAUGACCCAGUGGGCCAUAAUGGGAUCCUGGUACCGGCAGCAGAUGGCUGCUGGGAUACCAUCAAGCUGUUAGUGUAUGUCUUAAAUGUCUUUAUUUAAAAACAAAUGAAGCCACCUUGUAAAUCAUCACGUACCGUUCUUUUGUUUGUAAACAAAUAAUUAUCUUUGUUUGGCAAACAGUGUUAUACGGUUAAUGACUGAAUAUGGACUGAACAAAAAUUUUAAUAACUUUAUAUUUGCUUGUUUUGAUUGUCAUAUAUGAACACUAUGGUCCUCAUGGAUACAAUACCCUCCCUGCGUGUUACAAUGGGGUUUCUAGCACAUCAAGAACAUUGUGCCUUUGACCCUUAAACAAUUUUUUUUUCUCACACAUAAAGGUCAUUCCAAGCUUGAAGACACCUCUGAUGUCAACAGUUUUCCUCAGAUCCCUCUGUUCUCUUUCUGUCAGCUAGUUUUUGUUGCGCUUACUUCAUGACAUUGUGGGUCUUAAACCCAAAAUCUUGACCUGUUAUCUUGAACCUUCAGAUGUUUUACACCAUCAAGGCACUUUUUGUGUUUUCUCUCAUAAGGGAAUG